AAGCCUUAAGGCCUAAUGAUAUCGAGCUCCUUCAUCUCCCAUAUCGGUGCUUUGACUUCAGCGGUGAAACGUUUCUGCACGAUCCCUUCCAAACGGCCUCUUGGCACAGCUCUCAUCCGCGAGCUUCGAUCUCCGGAGCCCCGUUCCGUCAUCUCAUCGGAGUCGAGGAGCAACCGUCACCCCUCCCGCACCGGCGCGGACGCCAAUCCCGCUAGGAUCUGUGCCGUGGCAGUGUCGAACAGCGCGCAGAUGGACGGCGGCGGGGGCGACCUGCGGAGCACUAUCAAGAAGUGGAACGUCAUCUACCCAGUCUACCUCAACUCCAAGAAGACGGUUGCUGAAGGCCGACGCAUCGCCGCCAGCAAGGCCUGCCCUGACCCCACGUGCAUCGAGAUUGCUGACUGCUGCUCGCACCUCAAGAUCCCCCACGCCAUCGAGCUGGAUAAGGCGUACCCUCGGGAUUUCUUCCAGGUGGGGAGGGUCAGGGUGCAGCUCAAGAAGGAUGACGGCUCCCCUGUCAAUCCUGCUAUUAAAACGAAGAAGCAGCUGAUGAUCCAAAUAGCAGAGCUAGUUCCCAAGCAUCACGGAAGGACAAAGAAGCAGGAAUCAGCGCCCAGUUCUUCAACUGGUGGCAGUUCGAAGAACACAAAAGGUGGGAAAAAGAAAAAGUGAUGGCAGUAUCAUCUUGUUGGGUUUUUCUGUUCAUCCUCGUAUUAAGUUUAUGUGGAAGUUGUGUCCUUCUGAGGCCUGAAAAUCAUUGUGACUUGUGGGAUUUUGAUCCAUUUGAAAAUUUCCAUACACAUCUUUCUUGUAGUCUCCAGAUUCAGAUGUGCUACACCUAAAAAUAUGGUAGCCAUGACAUGGGAUCCAAUUUACUAAUCCAGCUGAGAUGCUUUAUUAAAUUUAAUCAAUAGAAUAGAACUGUUUUUGCA
Molecule: messenger RNA, 932 nt
Organism: Panicum hallii
Lineage: Eukaryota; Viridiplantae; Streptophyta; Magnoliopsida; Poales; Poaceae
Product: signal recognition particle 19 kDa protein
Exons: 5
Coding region: 16-672 (218 amino acids)
Biological process (GO): SRP-dependent cotranslational protein targeting to membrane; SRP-dependent cotranslational protein targeting to membrane, signal sequence recognition
Cellular component (GO): signal recognition particle, endoplasmic reticulum targeting
Molecular function (GO): 7S RNA binding
Source: RefSeq, a predicted model, not a curated record